AUGGGCAUCCAGCAACAGCCGACGGGCGUCCAGCAGCAGCCGACGGAGGGCGUCCAGCAACAGCCGACGACGGGCGACCAGCAGCAGCCGACGGGGGUCCAGCAACCGACGGGCGACCAGCAGCAACCGACGGGCGUCCAGCAGCCGACAGGCAUCCAGCCGACAACGGGCGCCCAGUUACAGCCGACGGAUGGCGUCCAGCAGCCGACGGGCGUCCAGCAACAACCGACGGCAGGCAUCCAGCAACAGCCGACGGGCGUCCAGCAACAACCGACGGCGGCCUUCCAGCAACAGCCGACGACGGGCGUCCAGGAGCCGACGACGGGCAUCCAGCAACCGACGGGCAUCCAGCAACGACCGACGGGCGUCCAGCAGCCCACGGGCAUCCAGCCGACGGCGGGCAUCCAGCAACAGCCGACGGCGGGCAUCCAGCAACAGCCGACGACGGGCAUCCCCCAACAGCCGACGACGGGCAUCCAGCAACAGCCGACGGGCAUCCAGCAACAGCCGACGACGGGCAUCCAGCAGCAGCCGACGACGGGCUUCCAGCUUCAGCCGACGUGCUUCCAGCAGCAGCCGACGGCAGGUGCCUCGCAGACCGCGGGCUCCGUGGGGAUGCUGGGCGUGGCCGGUCAUCCCUGCCCGUGGCAGGGGCAGUCGGGCUUGCAGCAGCUCGGCGGCGCGCAGAACCUGUUCGCCAUCCCUCACGAGUGGCAGCAGGCGGGCCUCUUCCGCAACACCAGCCGCGACGUGCCAGGCGAUGAGCCUGCAGAUUCAUUCUCGCAGGAUGACCAGGCGAGGCUGGCGGGCACCUUGACGAAAGAUGAGCUGGUCAAUCAGCUGUCCCAGGGUAUGAUCAUGCUCGAGCAGGAAAACCCGAAUGAGGAGAUCGACGCCGUCGAGCAGAAGUUUUCCAACUUCUACCAGGGCAACCUGAUGUGCCAGCUACGCCAACACCGACCCGACGCUAUGCCAGAGGACAACAGCGAGGUCGCGACGACGGAGGAGGAGUUGAUGUGGAGGCACUUGCAGUCCAAGGGUUUCCUAUUCGGAACCGCGAAGGGAGCUGGCAACCCGAUAGCGGGUCGCUGGCAGCGGGCGCUGGACAGGGACCCCGAGCUCCACGCGGCUUACAUCAGGGAGGCUGGCUACACGAACAAAGCUGCCUUCCGCCAGAGGUGGGCCGAGGGAGAGUUCAAGAAGUGGGAGAGGAUGCACGAGAUGAAGAUUGCCACGACGAACUCGAAGAAGGAGAAAUUGAAAGGCGAACACCUCUCCCUUGGCCGCAUUGCCUGGAAAUUCGGCGGGGGGGGGACUGGGAAGAAGCUCGCGAUCCGUUACUGCACGAAGGCAGUGAUGAUGGGGGGGAAGUGGACGAAGUGGUGCAAGAUGACAUCGUCCCUCCUCAUUCUCUUCGUGACCCACGAGCUGUCCGACAAGUACGAGAAGGCCUGGCAUGAGUUCGAGACUUGGACGAGGCAGCCGUCGCAGACGCCUGGCGCCUUGUCGAAUAUCAGCUCGGGCGCUGCUGCCGCGGCUGGUGGG
This is a messenger RNA of Prorocentrum cordatum, 1545 nucleotides long. The record is from the annotation of a GenBank genome assembly. Lineage: Eukaryota; Dinophyceae; Prorocentrales; Prorocentraceae.